GAGUCGGACGGUGUCUCAUGCGCGCGCAACGCCGAGCUCUCGAAACCUAACAUCAACCAGACGGAGGGGUCGCCAUGUCGGCGAUUACUUGUCUACAUUCAUGGCCACCAAGCCCAACACCAAGAAGGCACCAAAGAAGAAGGAGGUGAAGAAAGAGACUGGACUUGGUUUGACCCACAGGAAAGAUGAGAAUUUCGGUGAAUGGUACUCUGAGACUUUUUUUGACGUUGAAAUAAAAAUGAUGAAUAUCAAGAAUGCCUACUUCCCUCUAUUUGUUACUGAAAAUGUUCUACAAAAGGAGAAGGAUCAUAUUGAAGGUUUUGCUCCGGAGGUUGCUUGGGUAACUCUGAGUCUGGACAACUCUGAGUUGGAAGUUCCUAUUGCAAUUCGCCCCACAAGUGAAACUACCAUGUAUCCAUAUUUUUCAAAAUGGAUUAGGGGCCAUCGUGAUUUGCCAUUGAAGCUUAACCAAUGGUGCAAUGUUGUGAGAUGGGAAUUCAGCCAUCCCACUCCUUUUAUCAGGAGCCGAGAAUUUCUAUGGCAAGAAGGGCAUACAACUUUUGCAACUCAAGCUGAAGCAGAUCAAGAGGUACUUCAAAUCUUGGAAUUAUAUCUGAAAAUAUACAAAGAGUUCCUUGCUGUUCCUGUUGUUAAGGGUAGGAAAAGCGAGUUAGAAAAGUUUGCUGGUGGCUAUUAUACCACUAGUGUUGAGGCUUUUAUUCCAAAUACAGGCCGUGGAAUACAAGGUGUAACCUCACAUUGCUUGGGACAAAACUUUUCAAAGAUGUUUGAGAUAAAUUUUGAGAAUGAGAAGGGCGAGAAGUCUAUGGUUUGGCAAAAUUCUUGGGCAUACAGUAGUCGUACGUGGGGUUAUGGUGAUGCUCCAUGGAGAUGAUAAAGGCUUGAUUUUACCACCCAAAGUGGCAGCAGUCCUAGUUGUUGUAAUUCCUGUACCAUGCAAGGAUGCAGAUUCUGAUGCUAUUUUCAAUGCUUGUUCUUCAACAAUUCAGAGGCUUCGUGAAUCAGAAUUGAGAGCUGAAGCUGACUUGAGAGAUACGAGUUGUUCGUCAUGGCAAUGGUGCUAAAACAGAUAUACCAACGGGAUAUUUGGUGGAUCAAGUGAAAGAGAUACUUAUAAGCAUCCAGGAAUGCUUGUUUAAUGCUGCAAAGCAAAAGAGAGAUGCAUGCAAAAAGGUUGUCAAUACAUGGGAUGAGUUUGUUUUGGCAAUGAAUGAGAAAAAGAUGAUCCUUGCUCCUUGAUGUGAUGAAGAGUCAACAAAUGGUGUUCUUGGAGCUCGAACAAAGGGUGAACUUGGAGCUGCAAAGUCUCUUUGCACCCCAUUUGAUCAGCCAAGACUCCCUGAAGGGACUCUUUGCUUCGCCUCAGGAAAGCCUGCGAAGAAGUGGACAUGUCACAUACUGGGGUCGAAGCUACUAAAUAGAUCGAUGCGUCGCAAGACACUUUACCUGGGACUUUUUGAAGAGUGAUGUGCAAGUACUUAACUGAAUCAGAAAUAGUAAUGAUUAAAGCGACCUUUACUUUUCAACAAUUGAUUUAAGCAAAUAUCAAGUCUGAUGGAUUGUCUGUGUUCAUUUACAAAGCCUGAUAAGUGAAUUGAGCAUUCAUCAGCGAGGAAGAUCGGGCUCAUUCUCUCUGGACUUGGCUCCAUCUCUCUAUUCACCAUGGUCAGGCUUAGCUGCAGAUAACUGAGUGACUGUUAACGGAUGAAGAUAUCGUACCAUUGGUUGCAACGAUAUAUGGAUCACUUGUCCACGAAAGCACAGUAUGAUCUUCGCAGGUGUAUAUGAUGAGCCAGAGUAGAAGUUUGUUUGGUACGACUACAUGGAGUAAUUCAUGGUAGUCAACUCAAUGAAUAAAUGUUUCA
Molecule: messenger RNA, 1886 nt
Organism: Zingiber officinale
Lineage: Eukaryota; Viridiplantae; Streptophyta; Magnoliopsida; Zingiberales; Zingiberaceae
Product: proline--tRNA ligase, cytoplasmic-like
Exons: 12
Coding region: 101-895 (264 amino acids)
Biological process (GO): prolyl-tRNA aminoacylation
Cellular component (GO): cytoplasm; aminoacyl-tRNA synthetase multienzyme complex
Molecular function (GO): proline-tRNA ligase activity; ATP binding
Source: RefSeq, a predicted model, not a curated record